Messenger RNA from Antechinus flavipes (yellow-footed antechinus), 5412 nucleotides. RefSeq names its product solute carrier family 29 member 3 (gene SLC29A3). The coding region runs from base 81 to 1499 and encodes 472 amino acids. Lineage: Eukaryota; Metazoa; Chordata; Mammalia; Dasyuromorphia; Dasyuridae. Gene Ontology annotation, biological process: nucleoside transmembrane transport. Gene Ontology annotation, molecular function: nucleoside transmembrane transporter activity. Gene Ontology annotation, cellular component: Golgi apparatus; plasma membrane. The transcript has 6 exons. The record is from RefSeq and is a predicted model, not a curated record.
GGGCGGAGCCCGGGGAGCAGCUCGGUCUCUGAGGCUGCGGCGGCCCCCGGGGAGCAGCGGCGGAGCCCGGAGGAGGCGACAUGGCCAUUGUUUCAGAAGAUGGAUUUUAUCAGAGCUCCAACUCAAUGUACAAAACUCCAAACAGCUCUUCACCAGAUGAACAUUCUCCCUUGCUUGAGGGACAGCCAGAAAGCCAUUAUAACUCUCCCAAGCCUCAUGAUCGCUACCAUGGGGCCUACAUCAUCUUUUUCAGCAUGGGAAUCGGUUCCCUGCUGCCCUGGAACUUCUUUGUCACUGCAAAGGAGUAUUGGAUGUACAAACUGCAGAACUGCUCUUCCCAGGGAGCCUCGGAUAUUCAGAACUAUUUUGAGAGUUAUAUUUCCAUCGCCUCAACAGUGCCUUCCGUUCUGUGCCUCAUAGGGAACUUCCUGCUAGUCAACAGGGUGUCGGUCCACGUUCGGGUCUUGAGCUCCUUGGCCAUUCUGCUCGUGGUGUUCGUGGUGAUAACAGUGCUGGUGAAAGUGGACACCUCCUCAUGGACCUUUUCCUUCUUCAUCAUCACCAUCAUCUGCAUAGUGGUCCUCAGUGGUACCGCCACCAUCUUCAACAGCAGUAUCUUUGGUCUUGCGGCCUCCUUCCCCAUGAGGAAUUCCCAGGCUCUGAUAUCAGGUGGGGCCAUGGGGGGGACCAUCAGCGCCGUGGCCUCAUUGGUGGAUCUGGCAGCAUCCAAUGAUGUGACAAACUGUGCUCUGGCCUUCUUUCUGACAGCAGACAUCUUCAUCGUGAUUUGCAUCGGCUUGUAUCUGAUUCUUCCCAAGCUUGAGUACGCCAGGUAUUACAUGAAACCAGUACAACCAAGCCAUGUAUUUUCAGGAGGUUCCUUUCGUGAAGAGGAACAAUCUUCAAGCCUCCUUAAACCUCCACCACAGAUCAUCAGGCUAACAGACCCAAGCCUGCCUCCUCUCUGCUUCAUCCUGAAGAAGACAGCUGUGCUGGGCUUCUGUGUUGUUUAUGUCUUCUUCAUCUCCAUCAUCAUUUUCCCUGCCCUUUCCUCCAAUGUUGAGUCAAUCAACAAGAGUUCUGGAUCUCUAUGGACCAAUAAGUUCUUUGUCCCUCUCACCAGCUUCCUCCUGUACAAUGUUGCUGACUUGUGUGGCCGGCAGAUCCCUGCCUGGAUUCAGAUCCCGGGGCCCAAAAGCAAACUUCUCCCUACCCUGGUUCUCCUAAGGACGUUUUUUGUUCCCCUUUUCAUUUUCUGUAACUACCAGCCUCGGCUCCACUUGGACAAGGUAUUCUUCAAUUCCGAUGUGUACCCGUGCAUCUUUAUCUCACUUGUAGGAUUCAGCAAUGGCUACCUCAGCACCUUGGCACUUAUAUACGGCCCCAGGAUCAUGCCUAAGGAGCUGGCCGAGGCUACUGGGGUGCUGAUGUCAUUUUACCUCUGUCUGGGUUUAGCCUUAGGUUCAGCCUGCUCUGCCUUGGUGGUCCAUCUCAUCUAGGAAGACAGAAAAAGAUGGCAGUCCUUCUGCUACCCUGCCCUUGAAGACAUGUCAACAGCAAAGCAAAAUAUCAUGAGAAGUAACAGGUGGGGUACCAGGGUGACCUGGAUAAGGAACCUUUUGAAGAAAAGAAAGUCCUUUAGUCAUUCAUGGACCAUCAGUUGAUUUCUGUUACCUGUUAUUUGAAGGUGAACAAAAGGAAGCAGAGCUGGCUUCACUCAAACUAUUGAAAGAUUAAGUAGGGGAAUAAAGAUACAUCCAGACAUAUAAAGAACAUAUGGUUCUCUGGAAGAAGCAUUAUAUAACAGAUAUUUAAUCUUAACUAAAAGGGACACUGAAAAGAAGAUAGUGAAUGGAAGGCCAUCAUUGGAGUCAGGAAGACCUGCCAUUGAAAGUACACACUAGACCCCUUUGUCUCUCCAUGGCCCAGGUAACACUGUAUGACUCAAGUGUGCAGAUGAGUCAUCAGACUGGAUUGUUGGAGGGCAUUUCCACUCUGGGAUUUCCCUAAACUGGUGAAAUCAUGGGCUUAGACCAAAACAAGACAUUCUGCCUUAUUUACUAUGAGUCUAACAAUUCUAUUUUUGUCAACAGUGGAAACUGGUUUCUUGCUCUUCUUAUCCAUUCAAUCUCUCACUUUUGUGGUCCAUGUGAAACUUUCCAAAAACCUCUUUAUAUAAGUUUCAGUUCCUUAGGGAAACUUUAGAGCUUUGUCUUUUCUGAGAUGUAGAGAUACAGAAUUCUUAGUGCUUGCUGGAUAGCUGUGGGCUCUCUCUGCAGCUCUCUUCAGCCCUGAAGGAUUCUUCCUUGGAAUGACUCUUUUGGCCAGAGGAGCAGUCUUCAGAUAGUCCUUUAAUUCCAGAAGAAGCCUUACAUUCAGCUAGGAAGAUGCUACUUGUAGGAUACAUCAUCACAAACCGAGGGACUCCAAUCUAGUCUUCAUUUUACAGAUGAGGAAACCAAGGGCAGAGAGGUAUCAGAAGCCAAACGUAUUAAUAAGAGACAUUUACAUAAUGCUUUAAACUUUACAAGCACUUUAUGUUCCCUCGUUUGCACCUCAAAACAGUCCUAUGGGUGGGUAAUACAGGUAUUAUUUCCAUUCCACAGAUGAGAAACCUGAGACUUAGCAAGUCACCAUGAGCACAAAGCUGGUAAGUGCCAGUCAAGAUUUUCCAUACUUCCCCCACAGGAUCUAUUUUCUGUAGCUGUCUAUAACCGGAGUUUGUAAGAGCAACUUAUUGAGAGGGUUUCUUGCUCUUCUUAUCCAUUCAAUCUCUCACUUUUGUGGUCCGUGUCAAACUCUCCAAAAACCUCUUUAUACUAAGCUACCAGGCGGUGAUGGCUGUGAGGAGUCGGGGCAGUCCAGGAUGUGCUGGGCCCCUGCUUGCUCCCUGCCAGCCAAGGCCUGUGGCAACGACCCUAACAUUGAAGUGGCUUGGGCCAUGAAGGCUAUGCAGCAUGCUGGGGUUUAUUCCAAUUUUCAGAUGACCCUCUAUUUCUAAAACUCACUAAAGUAGGGGAUCAGAUCUAGUCAGAGUUUCAGGAGAACUUGGAAAAGCUCAAGAUAGCUGUGUUGGACCUAGAAGAGCUCAGAUCAGAACUAUGGAGACCAUUUGAUAUGAAGUUCAAUGGAAUUGUUGAAGAUUUCAACUCCUGCACCUACUGCAGCUAGACUGUACUCAGGAGUAUAGUAAAGACACAGUUUUUUGCUAUUGAAAUAGCUUGGAAACAGGAAGGUUCUAACGGAGCUGUUUACAAUAGUGCUCAACAGAAUGGAGAACCAGAAAAAGACAAUGCGAUGUCUAGGUAAAGAUCACAGGAUUCAGAUCACUGAAUCAAAUAUACAAGGGAACUUUCAGGAAUCUUUGUAGUUUCCUGACUGGACUAUUGGUGACGUCGUAUAAUCUCUGCUCAAAAUUUAGCUGCAUGGAAAAGCCAUUGUUCAGAAUCAGUUUUUUAAAAUGAUCUCAUGACUAGUCUAGAUAACUUAAGAAAAUAUGCAGAAAUACAAUCCAUUGUUGGGUUAUGUUUCUCAACUUUAUAUGGAAAUUUUUAUAAAAAGAAUUUUCUUUAUACUUUACCUUUUCUUAGUGUUCUCAAAAGUCAAUAAUUCCUGAAAUGUAUGUGUUCUUCUUAUUCUAAGACAAUUAUUGUCUUAUUUGUUGUCAAAUCUGCUAUAUCUCUUGUACAUUUGUGGAUUAACAGUUUAUUCUCUAGCUGUAAUGUCUAGAAAUAGACAUUUGGUUGCAAUGGUAACCUGUCAGUUAUUGGCAUUAUGCCAAUCAUUAUAUGCCUUAAUAUCCAUGCAGUGACUACAACAUUAAAACAACCAGAUGAGAAUAAAUUCAGUAGAAACAAAAAAGAAAAAAAGAAGAAAUAUUUGAACCCAGAUCUUCCCUAGUCCCACAUUCACUCCGCCAUGUUGCUGACUCCAAAUUCAGUGUUUUUUACCACUAUACCAGGGAUUUUCUUUGUGUCCUUGACCCCCUUUGGCAGCCUGGUGAAGCCUGAGAACCUUUUCUCAGAAUAAGUUAUUUAAGUGCAUAAAAUAAAAUGUAUAGGAUAACAAAAGGGAACUAAUUAUAUCAAAAUAUAAUCAUCAAAGUCCAUGAAGCUCAAUUUAAGAAGCCCUUGGACUUUAUUAUAAGGAUGCCCUCUAUGUAUAAAUCAAAAACUAUUUAUCACAUGCAGCAUUUUUUUUCAGCAUGAAAAUAAGCUUAAUUUUUUCUAUUUUGCUCCAAAUUUUCCCUGGCUCCCUCCAUGCUGGAUCUUUGGACCAGCAGUGAUGUAUUCUGCCAUUAUAACACAAAAGUGAUCCAUAGCCAGGCCCAGAAACUCCAUUCCAUAACAUGCUUCCUGACUGUCUUAUGAAAUUGUCAGAGAUGUUAUUGUUGGAUUAGUAUGAAUGUCUCCUAAAGCUCAGAGAUGAUAUUGUUGGAUUAGCACGAAUGUCUCCUAAAGUUCAACACAAAACAUAUUUGAAAUCUACAGCUCUAGAGAACUGGGGGCUUGGGAAAGAGUUCUCAGAAGAAGAAGGGGCCAAUGGGGAGACACACUGAGGGAAAGGAAAGGCUUUCUGGGUGACCAUGGGAAAGUUAUCCACCUCUAUGAGCUUGUUUCCUCAAAAAUAAUAAGAAGAAAAUACAAUACCUACCUCAUGAGAUUGUUGUGAGGAAAGGGAGUUUUCAAACACUAAACCACUUAAUAAAUAUACGGGACUGCAUUGAGAUCAUGCCGUGUCAAGAUCAGCUGAAAGAAUCAGGGGUGUUCGCUCUCAAGAGAGGAAGAUAUAAGGAGACAGUGGCUAUCUUCAAGAAAUCGAAAGAUUAUCACAUGGAAGGAGGAUUAGACUUGUUAUUGGUUGUCCUAGGAAGACAUAUCCAGGAGCAUGGGGUAGGAAUUUGUAAAAGGCCAAAUUACGUUUGAUUCAAGGAAGAGUUUCCUUACAAUUAGAGCCCCCAAAGCAGAAUGGGCCAUCUCAGAAGGGAGGUAAGUUCUUGCUUAAUGACGAACUCCAAGCAAAGGACAGAUGACCACUUGUGGGAUAUGGAACUGUGGGUCAACUUGGGAGAGCUAGACCUGAGACCAUUUCCAAUUCUGAGACUGAGUUCUGCCUCCAACUAGCAUGGGAACUGCAUCCAUAGUCAAGUGCCAAGUUAAAAGGGACCUUCAUUCUGCCUUAUUGUCAUUCUGUUAGCUUAGGUGAUGAUGUGUCUCUUCUCACUGAGUAAGAUAUAUGAGACAUAUGGAUUUACAGUUAUCCAAGAGAGGUUUAGAGUGGUCCUCAAGGAGUCUACAGGUGGGGCUCUUGUACUGUUGCCAUUUAUAAUGUGACGAUGUCUGUACAUGUUGUUACAGGGACCAACUAAUGCUUGUGUACUUAAUAAAAAAAAUAGAUGGUAUUCCACCGCAA